Messenger RNA from Syngnathus acus (greater pipefish), 2995 nucleotides. It is a transcript of the gene ssbp3b, whose product is annotated as single stranded DNA binding protein 3b. Lineage: Eukaryota; Metazoa; Chordata; Actinopteri; Syngnathiformes; Syngnathidae. Gene Ontology annotation, biological process: positive regulation of transcription by RNA polymerase II. Gene Ontology annotation, molecular function: protein binding; single-stranded DNA binding. The record is from RefSeq and is a predicted model, not a curated record. Bases 147 to 1295 code for a protein of 382 amino acids. The transcript is spliced from 18 exons. Gene Ontology annotation, cellular component: nucleus.
GGUUGAGUUAUCGAGCGAGGAGGACCAGUGUAGUGCGGUUGGAGUGUGAGAGGGUCGCGAUGAACCGACAGAUGAAAUAGAGUGGCGAGGGGGGAAAAAACAACCAAAAAUAAGCAAGAAAGCCGACUGUUCUACCACAAGAAACAAUGUUCCCAAAAGGCAAAGGAACCCCAGUGCCGUCGGACGUCCAAGCACGAGAAAAGUUAGCUCUCUACGUUUAUGAGUAUUUGCUUCACAUAGGAGCACAAAAGUCUGCACAGACCUUUUUGUCAGAGAUACGAUGGGAGAAGAACAUAACACUCGGAGAACCCCCUGGAUUUCUGCAUUCCUGGUGGUGUGUAUUCUGGGACUUGUACUGCGCUGCGCCGGAGAGGAGAGAAACAUGUGACCACUCCAGUGAAGCCAAAGCCUUCCACGACUAUAGUGCAGCGGCGGCCCCCAGCCCCGUAAUGGGAGGGAUACCCCCUGGUGACGGCAUGCCAGGAGGACCCAUGCCACCUGGAUUUUUCCAGGGUCCUCCCGGUCCCCAGGGCUCUCCUCACCCUCAGCCUCCUCCCCCUAACAAUAUGAUGGGACCCCACAGUCAGUCCUUCAUGUCGCCUCGCUUCGCCGGCGGCCCGAGAGGUCCCCCCAUCAGGAUGGCAAACCAGCCACCAGGGGGAGGACCCGGCCCGCAUCCCAUGUUGCCUAAUAUGGACCCCACAAGACCACAAGGUCAUCCUAACUUGGGGCCCAUGCAGAGAAUGAGCGGCCCUCGAGGAAUGGGGCCCAUGGGGCCCGGCCCGCAGAACUUUGGUGGCGGGAUGAGGCCCCCACACAACACCAUGGGCCCCGGCAUGCCAGGAGUCAACAUGGGCCCGGGGACCGGUCGGCCGUGGCCCAAUCCUAACAAUGCUAAUUCUAUGCCUUACUCGUCACCGUCUCCCGGCGCGUACGGGGGAGCAUCUGGAGGAGGACCACCAGGGACGCCCAUCAUGCCCAGUCCCGCAGACUCCAACAAUUCUGGUGACAAUUUGUACACCAUGAUCAACACUGGACCCGGCAAUCGAAAUAAUUUCCCCAUGGGCCCCGGCUCUGACGGACCCCUGGGGGCUAUGGCUGGGAUGGAACCGCACCACAUGAACGGGUCACUAGGCUCCGGCGAUUUGGACGGAAUGAACAAGAAUUCUCCAAACAAUUUAAGCGGCAUUAGCAAUCCUCCGGGGACCCCGAGGGAUGAUGGCGAGCUGAGUGGGAACUUCCUCCACUCGUUUCAGAGCGAGAACUACUCUCCAACCAUGACGAUGAGCGUGUGACUCCCCCGUCUCUCUCCUCUGCCCCCCCGCCCCCCUUGCCAGCCUUACCCUUCGUAAUUUGCCAUCAUUCCAAGGAUUCGAACCCCCAUUCGAUCAGAGGCAUCAGCAAAGAAUCAGGGAUCCAAACUCCACGUCAGAAAGACGGGCAAAGAAAAUGUCUCUCGCGGAACAAAAGCGGCGAGUGUAACGAUGGCGACACAUAACCCCGACGAUACAGUAAGAGAGAGCGAUGCUUUGCUUUUUUUUCCCCAGACGGAAUUUGCGCAGGAAUUGUCCCCAUCGGGUCCACUUCAAACACUGGAGAGUGUACAUACAUGUACAUGUGCAUUGUGAGCUUUUUUUCUUUUUUUUUUUGGGUGCUGCUCGCCAUACGUGCCCAGCUCGUUGCUUGAAACACUUUUUUUUUUUUUUCCCUCCCUCAUACAGUGUUCCCCCACCUAUUCCGAAAUCCACUAGGGCCCGGCCAAUACGGAUUUUUGAGGUCAAGCUAACUCCAAUAUUUCGCAGAAUAUGAUCAUGAUUAAACAGCCGAUUUUUAAAAGCACUAGUUGGUCAAUUUGCCAUUUUUUGUGCCCAUGCCCAAAGCGCUGUGAAAUCUGAACAAGUAGUGCUUUGACGCCAUUUUGUAGCAUCUUGGUCGCAAUGAACUAUGCUGAAUUGGAGGAGUCUAAAGUCCUGCUGAAUAUAAGUAGUGCUUUGGUGCCAAGAGAAGUCAAGCUUUUCUUAGGCCAAAUCGAAAUGUUGCCAUCAGUGGGGGAACACUGUAGUUCGGACUCCAUAGAUUUUGGACAACAACCUGAUCAAAAUUCAACUGGUGAAAUAACUGCCAAAUAUUGGUAGAUUUUUAGACCUUUUUUAAAAAUUUAGGAUUUUUUUUUUCAUUUCGUUUUUGACUGCUCUUACCUUUCCCAGUAAGUCCAUCUGACUUUCAGACGUGGCCCAACGAAUACACACAUUUGGGAAGCCGUUUGAACGUUAAUUCCACAUUUUACUAGAAAGCUCGCUGGCCUCGAUAGACAAUUCAACGCGUCAGUGGAUCGACUAUGCCUUAUUGGUAUUUUUUUUUUCCUAGUCGUGUCCAAGUGUUACUUGUCUAGCACGGUAAUUAUGUACUGGAAGGCCAAAAGUAGCAUAGUAGCAAAAAAAAAAAAAAAAAAAAAAGGAUUUCUAGUAAAAUAAAUGUUCAACCGGCUUUCUUUCGACAUUCUCAGCAUGCGACCCAGUGCUGCCCCCAAGUGGACUCAUGCUUUUAAACUUUUUUUUUUUCACUGUGGUCUUUAAUUAUUUUGUCCACAUUUUUUAAUGUAAUAUAUUGAUAAUAUUUUGGACUCCGUAUAUUGGCACAGCCAUUGCGAGUGAGUCGGCGCCGUUACAAACUUAGCAAGCAGCAGUCUUGUAAAUGUGAUGAGGGGUUUUUUUUGGUUCUUUUUUUUUUUUUUUUCCUGUGAACAUUACACGUCUGCUCUGUGUUGUCCUUUUUUUGCUUCUUUUUUUUAUUUUAAAAUUGAGGAAAGAUUGAUUGUUAAUAUAAUUUUACAAUAACUUAACUUCUAGUGUCUGUUUUUAUUUUUUAUUAUAUUUUCAAUUUUUCCAUUCACUGGGAACAUAUGGACGCCGCGGACACGAUUGCUAUUUAUUAGACAGUUAACAGACAUUAUCAUUCAACUGAGGCAUGGAAUAAAAUGUGGCUUUAAUACAAA